Carassius auratus (goldfish) is the source of this 1339-nucleotide messenger RNA. RefSeq names its product cell cycle control protein 50A-like. NCBI's taxonomy places the organism in Eukaryota, Metazoa, Chordata, Actinopteri, Cypriniformes, Cyprinidae. Bases 61 to 1167 code for a protein of 368 amino acids. The record is from RefSeq and is a predicted model, not a curated record. Gene Ontology annotation, biological process: phospholipid translocation. Gene Ontology annotation, cellular component: Golgi apparatus; endoplasmic reticulum; plasma membrane. The transcript is spliced from 7 exons.
AGAGAGAGAGAGAGAGUGUGUUUUCAUAAAAUCUCUGGGGCUGUGAGCUGGGAAGUAGCUAUGAUGGCGUCCAGCUACAGCGCGAAGGAGGAAGACGGUCAUCACACCGGACCCGCGGGGCUCGGAGCCGCCACCCGGACCAGAAAACCCGACAACACGGCCUUCAAACAGCAGAGGCUCCCGGCCUGGCAGCCCAUCCUGACCGCGGGGACCGUGCUGCCCGCCUUCUUCAUCAUCGGCCUCAUCUUCAUCCCCAUAGGAAUAGGCCUCUACGUGACAUCCAACAACAUCAAGGAGUUCGAGAUCGAUUACACCGGGACUGAUAGGUCCAGUCCGUGUUUUGACUGCUCUCAGAGCUUCAGCUGGAACAGCACGAUACCGUGCAAAUGUUUCCUGUCCUUCUCUCUAGACCAGCCUUUCGAAAGUAAUGUCUUCAUGUACUAUGGUCUCUCAAAUUUCUACCAAAACCAUCGGCGAUAUGUGAAGUCCAGAGAUGACAGCCAGCUUAAUGGAGACGAGCGCUCGCUUAAGGAGCCAAGCAAAGAAUGUGAGCCGUACCGCACUAAUGAGAACAAGCCUAUAGCCCCGUGUGGAGCCAUUGCUAACAGCAUGUUUAAUGACACACUGGAUUUGUUUUACAUUAAUCCCAAUGGAUCAAAAACACAAAUUCAAUUGACCAAAAAAGGGAUUGCAUGGUGGACGGACAAACAUGUGAAGUUCAGGAACCCUGGUGGAAGCAACCCAAAUCUCACUGCUGUUUUUAAAGACACAGCGAAGCCGGUCAACUGGCACAAGCCUGUUUAUGAGCUGGACUCUGAGACGGAUAACAACGGCUUCAUAAACGAGGAUUUCAUCGUGUGGAUGCGCACAGCUGCUCUGCCCACCUUCAGAAAGCUCUACCGCAUCAUUCAGAAGAACAACAACAUGACACCCACGCUUCCCAGAGGCAACUACAGCCUGGAAGUCACCUACAACUACCCCGUGCGCAGCUUUGAAGGCCGGAAGCGUGUGAUCUUCAGCACCAUCUCCUGGAUGGGAGGGAAAAACCCCUUCCUGGGCAUCGCCUACAUGACCGUGGGCUCCAUCUGCUUCUUCCUCGGCGUGGUGCUCCUCUUCAUUCAUCACAAAUACGGAAACCGCAACAACAGCUCUGAUAUUGCCAGUUAAGCUUGUCGAGUGCAUGCGAUCUGUCAGGCGCAGGGUUUGAGUAGCAUGCUUCGAUUGGCGUUUUUUAAAGGUGCAAGAGCAUCUGACCACUUGAUGUUCUGUUUAUUUAUUACUCAAGAUGUUGUGUCCACUUCAAGUUUUAUUUUGUCAUUUUUAAUUUUUUUUCUGGUGA